AUGUCUGAAGACGACAUCGACAACCUUGGGGCGGAUGGCCCCGUCAAUCCCGUACGCAUUGACCGCGACCGCCGAGCACCGCGCUUCAGCUGGACCCCAUCCUACGAGACGACCUUCUUCCGAAGCCUAUGCGAGAGCGUCCAGCUCGGCCUGCGCGAGAAUAGCAGUUUCAAGGCCGAGGCGUGGGAGCGGGCCGCCCAGGCCCUCCAGGCUACCCAUGGCGCCUACCCAGCCAAGAGCCACCUGAUCAACAAGAGCGACAACGCACGUAAGAGAUUCCGUCUCUGGAGAGGGCUGCGCGAGGAUCCCGAGUUUAUGUAUGACCCAAUUAUGAGGACGGUGACGGCCACGGAAGACGCGUGGAAAGCACAUAUUGAGAAAGAACCCCUUUCUCGAGCCUUGCGAGGCCGGCCGUUCGAUCACGAAGAUUUCAUGGAGAUUUUAUACCCAGACGUGAUAGGGUCGGGCGGUGCGCCGAAAAGAAUAAUGAAGCCACGGCGGCGGACAGACGGGGCACCUGUCGACGACGCAGAUAUGCCGGGAACAGGCGUGCUAAACUUGCAAGGAAACGCAAAGUCCCCGGGGGAUGGCACCACGUCGAACGGUGUGCAGCAGCAGAGACCGACACUCAGCCAGACCCCUACAGGGUCGUCGAACGGAUCGAUGGGACAACAGCAGGCGCAGGUGCAGGUCCCGACGGGAGCGAUACCAUUACCGACAGUGGUAACACCAGCCACAUCAAGCGCAUUAACACCUCCAGACGAGACAUUGACUGGCCAGGUUCAGCUGGGACGGAAGAGGAGACAGCCCGAUUCAACCGGAUCACCGCCAUUGGCUGGGGCAGCGCCAGCAUUGGGAGGAUCAGCUGCGGCACCCUCCAGCAGUGUACUCCCGUCAGAGAAGCGGCGGCGAACGAGCGGACAAGAUCUUCUUGCGCCAUCCACAGCUGUCCCUACGGUACCGCCCACAUUAGGGGGUAGCCAUAUGCAGCAGACCGCAUCAAGUGCCCAACUACCCUUGGUAGAGGAACUCCUGGAGGCUCUCAGGACACGGGCGGCCCCGCGAUGGCGGGAGCAGGCGCUGGACAUCUUCUUCCAGGAGUUCUCCGAGGAAGAGCUCGACCUGCAGGUUAAGAUUUCUGAGAACGUGCUCAGCAUCGAGAAUAAGGCCAUGGUAUUUUGCAAGAUGCCGAGAAACGUUCGGCAGCAUUGGGUUGGCAAGUUCCGCGAGAUGCACCAACUGAAUAAGACAUCAUAG
Molecule: messenger RNA, 1257 nt
Organism: Clonostachys rhizophaga
Lineage: Eukaryota; Fungi; Ascomycota; Sordariomycetes; Hypocreales; Bionectriaceae
Source: the annotation of a GenBank genome assembly